AUGUCCGGAUUCGCAUCUCUAGAGCCAGCCCUCACAGCAAGACUCACGUUCGACCCACCCUUUCCAAUCGGCAGCCUCAACAAUGGCAUCUCUCUCCAGGUGGCACCCAUAAACGGCGGUACCGUUAAAAGUGAACACGGAUUUUCAGGCCCAGAAGUCGACGCCGAAUUCAUAUUCGGCUCUGAUCAUGUGCAAGUCGACCCAUCCAUGAAAAAUGUUCGCAUAAACGUCAAAGCGGUCCUCAAAAAUAAAGAUGGCUGUCUCAUUCAUUAUAGCUAUACAGGUAUCAUCGAAAUGACGCCAGAAGGAUUGGCUAUUUUGACAGGAUCGCCAGAUGCGAAGACCACGCCAUUUGGGAAAAUCUUUACGCAUGUCGAUUUUGAGACUGGAGCGGAACACUUGAAGAGCUUGGAGACAAGUAAAUUCAUUGGCUGCAGUCGUUUCCUGGUUGAGGCGGGAAAACCCGUAGUGGUGGAGUCAAAAAUCAGCAAGGUUGUAUAUAAGUAA
Molecule: messenger RNA, 507 nt
Organism: Hyaloscypha bicolor E
Lineage: Eukaryota; Fungi; Ascomycota; Leotiomycetes; Helotiales; Hyaloscyphaceae
Exons: 2
Coding region: 1-507 (168 amino acids)
Source: RefSeq, a predicted model, not a curated record